Molecule: messenger RNA, 1847 nt
Organism: Leptonychotes weddellii (Weddell seal)
Lineage: Eukaryota; Metazoa; Chordata; Mammalia; Carnivora; Phocidae
Gene: EGR3
Product: early growth response 3
Biological process (GO): regulation of transcription by RNA polymerase II
Molecular function (GO): DNA-binding transcription factor activity, RNA polymerase II-specific; RNA polymerase II cis-regulatory region sequence-specific DNA binding
Source: RefSeq, a predicted model, not a curated record
CUCUCGCAUGCUUUUCCCCUGCACCACGGAUCGCCUCUCGGAUGCCGCUUGCCUGGAAGCUGCGUUAGGAGCGAGCGGCGGCGGCGGCGGCGGCGGCGGCGGCGGCGGCAGCUCGGGAGUGCUAUGACCGGCAAACUCGCCGAGAAGCUGCCGGUGACCAUGAGCAGUUUGCUAAACCAACUGCCUGACAAUCUGUACCCCGAGGAGAUCCCCAGCGCGCUCAACCUCUUCUCCGGCAGCAGCGACUCGGUAGCCCAUUACAAUCAGAUGGCUACAGAGAAUGUGAUGGACAUCGGUCUGACUAACGAGAAGCCCAACCCGGAACUCUCUUAUUCCGGCUCCUUCCAGCCAGCCCCCGGCAACAAGACCGUGACCUACUUGGGAAAGUUCGCCUUCGACUCCCCUUCCAACUGGUGUCAGGACAACAUCAUUAGCCUCAUGAGCGCUGGCAUCUUGGGGGUGCCCCCGGCCUCAGGGGCACUCAGCACGCAGACCUCCACGGCCAGCAUGGUGCAGCCGCCGCAGGGCGACGUGGAGGCCAUGUAUCCGGCGCUGCCCCCCUAUUCUAACUGCAGUGAUCUCUACUCGGAGCCUGUGUCUUUCCACGACCCCCAGGGCAACCCCGGGCUCGCCUAUUCCCCCCAGGAUUACCAAUCGGCCAAGCCGGCCUUGGACAGCAAUCUCUUCCCCAUGAUUCCUGACUACAACCUAUAUCACCACCCCAACGACAUGGGCUCCAUUCCGGAGCACAAGCCCUUCCAGGGCAUGGACCCCAUCCGGGUCAACCCGCCCCCUAUUACCCCUCUGGAGACCAUCAAGGCAUUCAAAGACAAGCAGAUCCACCCGGGCUUUGGCAGCCUGCCCCAGCCGCCGCUCACGCUCAAGCCCAUCCGGCCCCGCAAGUAUCCCAACCGACCCAGCAAGACCCCGCUCCACGAGCGGCCCCACGCGUGCCCGGCGGAGGGCUGCGACCGCCGUUUCAGUCGCUCGGACGAGCUGACCCGGCACCUGCGCAUCCACACGGGCCACAAGCCCUUCCAGUGCCGGAUCUGCAUGCGGAGCUUCAGUCGCAGCGACCACCUAACCACUCACAUCCGCACGCAUACGGGCGAGAAGCCCUUUGCCUGCGAGUUCUGCGGGCGCAAGUUUGCGCGCAGCGACGAGCGCAAGCGCCACGCCAAGAUCCACCUCAAGCAAAAAGAGAAGAAGGCGGAGAAGGGGGGUGCGCCCUCUGCGUCCUCGGCGCCCCCCGUGUCCCUGGCCCCUGUGGUCACCACCUGCGCCUGAGGCUCGGGCCCCCAGAUCCCCACUUUUCCCCUGCAGUGUCUCCCAGCUGCUCGCCUGAAAGCAGCGGGAAAGCUAGCCACGGAGGCGCAGGGGCCGCGCCCUGGCCUCUCCAUGGACGUAAGGUCCCUUGUUCCCCUUCGAUGUCCCCCGUUUCCACCCUUUCACACCGGCCAACGGUCGGGGGCCAGGGCAGGAGGUGCCCUCCCUUCGCUGCCCCCCCUAACCAAGGCGUGGGGGCGGAAAGGUGGCGUCUAGCCCGCUUUGUUCAGUUCGGAUCGUCUUGAUCCAGGGGCCGCUGGGCCGCGCCAAGGACCUGCGGGGGACUGAAGGCGGGGCCCGCCCAAGCUUCGCCCGACCCAAGCACCUCACGGUUCCCCCCACGUCUCUCUCGGUUCCCCCUCGAAGACCCGAGAGGGGGAGGGGGUAAGGAGCGCACCAAAGCGCAGAGCUUGCUGCCCGCCGCACGCACGCGCGCCUGCGUGCGGGGAUGCGCGCGAGUGUGCGUGCUCGCGUGAGUGUUAUGUGUGUGGGUGUGUGGGUGUGUGUGCGCGCGCGCGCAC